Molecule: messenger RNA, 1449 nt
Organism: Staurois parvus
Lineage: Eukaryota; Metazoa; Chordata; Amphibia; Anura; Ranidae
Source: the annotation of a GenBank genome assembly
CAAGACUCUCCAAAGAACAUACUAGAACACAGUCCAAAAGAAAACAGUCUGCACCAGCAAGGUUUAUGUCCUAGCUCUCCCAGUGGACUGUCAAAUCACUCUUCAUCAUCUCAUCCACUAGAAGGAGUGGAUAAGAAGUUUCUAGAAACUUAUGAUGUUGUCAAGAAAGGAAAUUCAACAGAUGAUUCCAAUCAGUACUACUGUGAUAAGAAUGAAUUUGCCAAUGGCGAUUUACUUUUGGUCCGUAUCACACCAGAUGAGGAGGGCAAAUUUGGAUUUAACUUGAAGGGUGGCGUUGACCAGAAAAUGCAGCUUGUGGUUUCCAGAAUUACCCCAGGAUCACCAGCAGACAAGUGCACCCCCAAGCUUGUGGAAGGAGAUCAGAUUGUUCUGAUCAAUGGUCGUGACAUCUCAGAACAUACACACGAUCAGGUGGUUAUGUUUAUUAAAGCCAGCCGGGAAUCCCACACAAGAGAGCUUGCUCUGCUAGUUAGACGGAAAGUUGUGAGACCUUUUGGUGAGAUUAAAUCAGAAGAUGGGGCAGAUCUACAAUUUCUUCAACCAAUAAUUCUUCCCACUGAAUACUGUGACACACUGCAGGGGUCAAUGGAGCAGCUCGCUAAAGGCCUAGAAACUGGAGUUGUACUCAUUCAGUUUGAGCAACUAUAUCGAAAGAAACCUGGGCUUGCAAUCACAUGUGCGAAAACUGGCCAAAAUAUGGAUAAAAACAGAUAUAAAGAUGUUUUACCAUAUGAUGCUACUAGAGUACUCUUACAGGAAACUGAAGACUACAUCAAUGCUAGCUAUGUGAAUAUGGAGAUCCCAUCAUCUAAUGUAGUAAACAAGUACAUUGCUACUCAAGGACCCCUUCCACAUACAUGUGAAAAUUUUUGGCAGAUGGUUUGGGACAACAGAUUAUCUCUUGUCAUCAUGUUAACAACAUUAACUGAACGUGGAAGGACUAAAUGUCAUCAGUACUGGCCUGAUCCCCCUGAUUUAAUGGAUUAUGGGAAAUUUAUGGUGAAAUGUAACUCAGAAGACUGUACAAUUGCUUAUGUAUUCAGAGAAAUGAUAAUAACAAACACUGAGACAGGAGAGGAGUUGCCAGUUUCUCAUUUGCAGUACGUUGCUUGGCCUGAUCAUGGUGUGCCUGAUGAAUCAUCUGAUUUUCUGGAAUUUGUUAAUUGUGUAAGACAAAAAAGAAUAGAAAACCAAGCUAUUCUUGUCCAUUGCAGUGCUGGUAUAGGACGUACUGGUGUUCUGAUUACCAUGGAAACAGCAAUGUGUCUGAUUGAACAAAACCAACCCGUGUAUCCUUUGGAUAUUGUGAGGCAGAUGAGAGACCAGCGGCCUAUGAUGGUUCAGACAUCGAGUCAAUACAAGUUUGUUUGUGAAGCCAUUCUCCGUGUUUACAAAGAUGGAUUAGUGCAACCCUUGCAUUGCAGUUGA